Molecule: messenger RNA, 3685 nt
Organism: Lates calcarifer (barramundi perch)
Lineage: Eukaryota; Metazoa; Chordata; Actinopteri; Centropomidae
Product: vesicle-fusing ATPase
Exons: 21
Coding region: 104-2359 (751 amino acids)
Biological process (GO): Golgi to plasma membrane protein transport; intra-Golgi vesicle-mediated transport; SNARE complex disassembly
Cellular component (GO): Golgi stack
Molecular function (GO): ATP binding; ATP hydrolysis activity
Source: RefSeq, a predicted model, not a curated record
AGCUUAUAUACCCCAUCUGCUGCCGAGCUUUUCCGCUCACUGUCCCCGCUGUCCUAUGAACCGUUGUCCCGUGCUGCAUCCUUGAUCUACCGAAACCGUGAAGAUGGCGGCCCGGGUCGUAAUAUUUUUCAAGACCAUGCAAGCGGCGCGAUGCCCGACAGAUGAGCUGUCGCUGACUAAUUGUGCCGUGGUGAGCGAGAAAGAUCUGCAGUCAGGACAACAUGUGACUGUGAAGACAACACCCAACCACAAGUUUGUGUUUACAGUCAAGACCCACCACACUGUUGCACCUGGAAGUAUCGCCUUCAGCCUGCCUCAGAGGAAAUGGGCCGGUCUCUCCAUCGGCCAGGAGGUGGAAGUGUCCAACUACAACUUUGACAAGUCCAAGCAGUGCAUUGGCGCCAUGACAAUCGAAAUUGACUUCCUGCAAAAGAAGAGCACUGACUCCUCUCCCUAUGACUCAGACAAGAUGGCUGCCGAAUUCAUCCAGCAGUUCAACAACCAGGCCUUCUCUGUCACCCAGCAGCUGGUAUUCAGUUUCUGCGACAAGCUGUUUGGCUUGAUGGUGAAGGAUAUCGAGGCUAUGGAUGCCAGCAUCCUCAAAGGAGAGCCAGCCUCUGGAAAGAAACAGCAGAAGAUCGACAUUGGGCUGAUGGUGGGCAACAGUCAGGUGAUUUUUGAGAAGGCAGAGAAUUCUUCCCUCACACUAGUCGGUAAGGCAAAGACCAAGGAGGCACGACAGACAAUCAUCAACCCAGACUGGAACUUUGAAAAGAUGGGAAUUGGAGGUCUGGACAAGGAAUUCUCUGACAUCUUCCGCAGAGCCUUUGCUUCCCGAGUCUUCCCUCCAGACAUUGUGGAGCAGAUGGGGUGUAAGCACGUGAAGGGCAUCUUGCUGUUCGGCCCUCCAGGAUGCGGUAAAACACUGAUGGCCAGGCAGAUUGGCAAGAUGCUCAACGCCCGUGAGCCAAAGGUCGUCAAUGGCCCAGAGAUCCUCAACAAAUACGUGGGAGAGUCUGAGGCCAACAUCCGCAAACUGUUUGCUGAGGCAGAGGAGGAGCAGAAGAGGCUGGGAGCCAACAGCGGCCUCCAUAUCAUCAUCUUUGAUGAGCUGGAUGCCAUCUGCAAGCAGAGAGGCACAGGUGCCAGCAGCACGGGCGUGCACGACACUGUGGUCAACCAGCUUCUGUCUAAGAUUGACGGUGUGGAGCAACUCAACAACAUCCUGGUCAUCGGUAUGACCAACAGACCUGACCUGAUAGAUGAUGCCCUGAUGAGGCCUGGCAGAUUUGAGGUCAAGAUGGAAAUUGGUCUGCCUGAUGAGAAGGGCCGUGUCCAGAUCCUGACCAUCCACACCAACAAGAUGCGAAGCUUCAAUCUGCUGGCUCUUGACGUUAACAUCAAGGAACUGGCAGCUGAGACCAAGAAUUACAGUGGUGCAGAGUUGGAGGGCCUGGUCCGGGCCGCUCAGUCCACCGCCAUGAACCGACAUAUCAAGGCUACAUCUACAGUUGAGGUGGACAUGGAGAGGGCAGAGAAGCUGCAGGUCACCAGAGCUGACUUCCUGGGAUCCCUCAACAAUGACAUAAAACCAGCCUUUGGUACAAACCAGGAGGACUACUCCAGCUACAUCAUGAAUGGCAUCAUCAAAUGGGGCGACCCAGUCACUCAUGUUCUGGAUGAUGGAGAGUUGCUGGUGCAACAGACUAAGAACAGUGAUCGUACACCACUGGUGGCUGUGUUAUUGGAGGGUCCACCCCAUAGUGGAAAGACAGCCUUGGCAGCCAAGAUUGCAGAGGACUCGCAGUUCCCCUUCAUUAAGAUCUGCUCUCCAGACAAGAUGAUUGGACACUCAGAGAUCUCCAAGUGCCAGGCAAUCAAAAAAGUCUUUGAUGAUGCUUAUAAAUCCCAGCUCAGCUGCGUGGUAGUGGAUGAUAUUGAGCGUCUGCUGGACUACGUCCCUAUUGGUCCUCGUUUCUCCAACUUGGUCCUUCAGGCUCUGCUCGUGCUGCUGAAGAAAGCUCCACCCAAGGGUCGGAAGCUACUCAUCAUUGGCACCACCAGCAGGAAGGACGUGCUGCAGGAGAUGGAGAUGUUGGACGCCUUCAGCACCACCAUCCACAUUCCCAACAUCUCUACUGGGGAACAACUAGUUGACGCCUUAGAGCUGCUGGGGAGCUUCACAGAUAAAGAGCGGGCCAGCAUCGCACAGCAGCUCAAAGGAAAGCGCGUCUGGAUCGGCAUCAAGAAACUCCUCGUGCUCAUCGAGAUGUCACUGCAGAUGGACCCAGAUUACAGAGUGUCCAAGUUCCUGUCUCUGCUCAGAGAUGAGGGGGCUGACCGCAGCUUCUAUGAGUAGAGGGGCUCGAAGAAUGAACCAAGCAUCUUGCCAUCAACAAGCCACCCACAGGACAAAGUAAGGAAGAGGAGAAGAAGAAGGAGAAGAAGAGAUCUUCCUCCUGUCUAUUCACCCACUGAUCCAUUUGUUCAUCUAUCUAAAUACACUCCUGGUCUAAGAGAGGCACAUACCCGUCCUCUUUAUCUCAGCAUGUUUCCAUAGGCAGUAUCACUCUAUCACCUUCCUCCUACUGAUCCCCAUUGUCAACUAUUGACAUAUCACAGCAAACUACUGGAAUUCAUACUGUUACAAAUCUGUUAUCUGUAAAGAAACUGCAAUAGAUGAUUGUAAAAAAAAAGUGCUGUUUUGUGCAUCAUGCAUAAAAAGAACAAAAGAGUCAUGUAUGUUUUUAGCUAUAGUAUUUGAUGUAUUUGUUGCAUAUCUAUUGUCUAGCUGAAGGUAGUUAUUGUUAGUGCGAUAUGUGUUAGUGCGAUAUGUAUCCUAACACAAGCAGAAUACAUCUAAAAGUGAUAUAAAUCCCAAAGCCAUUUGAAAAUUAAGAAUCUAUGAGCGGCUUUUAGUGAAUAUGUUGUGGCUGUAAAAAAGGAGCUGUUCCAUGUGUAAAUGUAAUCCCUUUAAAUAUACAGUAUGUUCAUGUUCUGUAAAUAGUAUAUAUAGACAAAAUGAACUAUAUCAUGAAAAUAAUUUAAAUGAUCAGUCUCAAGUCAGUUUGGUACUUUAUCAGUAUGAUUCUUCUUCCCUGUUGCUCCGGAGAUAUUGACUUUACCAGGUUACUGUAUUAGUGAAAGUAAAUGUUGGAUUGUUGGCCUGUCUGUCUGUGUUGCGUACAGUACAGUUCAGUCUAGCUAGUGUAGCUAUGGAAUCAUCAGUGUUAAAAAUAAAAAUUGAAAAAAUCUGCACUUGUAACAUCGACUCAAAAAAAAAAAACCUUUAGUACUUAUCUCAGCGGUUCUCAAGCUUGUGUCCACUCGUGUGCAUGUGUGGGGAACUAAGUGCUGCAUGUGUCCAGUGUGUAUGCAAGUGUGUGUGAGUGUGAUGGCAGAAUAGGUGUAUUUGAGUGUGUGUGCGUGCGUGUAUGUGUGUGUGUGUGUGUGUGUGUGUGUGUGCAUCUGAAUCCAGGUUUGGAAAGUCGGUGGUUAAUUUAUGGGGUUUUUUUCUCAUGUCACGUGUUCAGUGCUUGUUGUCCAAAGCUCUUGUUUUAUUCUGACCAUCGUUGAUGUGUGUAUGUAUGUGUAUGUGUAUGUGUGUGUGUGUGUGUGUGUGUAAAUAUAUAUCAACAUGCAGAUGUAUUAUUGCAAUAAAAAACACAGAUGCACAAGAAAGACA